AUGAGGGUCCCGCUUCUUCACCUCUCCACUGCCUCUGGCUCCUGGUCUCUGGUGAAGCUGCUGCUGCCGCUACUGAUGGUGCAACUCUGGGCGGCGCAGGCUCUGCUGCUCCCGGGAAACGCCACGCGCGUGGACCUCGAGGCCUCCGGCGCCCAGUGCGAGCGUGACUAUCAUCCCUGGCAGGUCUCCCUCUUCCAUAACCUCCAGUUCCAAUGUGCGGGUGUUCUGGUGGACCAGAACUGGGUGCUCACAGCCGCACAUUGCUGGAGAAAUAAGCCACUGAGGGCUCGAGUUGGCGAUGACCACUUGCUGCUUUUCCAGAAGGAGCAACUGCGGUCCACGAGUUCUCCUGUUUUCCAUCCCAAGUAUCAGGCUUGCUCAGGCCCCAUCCUGCCGCAUCGCUCAGAUGAACACGACCUCAUGAUGCUGAAACUGAGCAGUCCCGUAAUGCUGACGUCCAACGUGCAUCCCGUGCAACUGCCCUUCCGCUGCUCUCAGCCAGGGCAAGAGUGUCAGGUCUCAGGCUGGGGGACCUCAGCCAGCCGAAGAGUGAAGUACAAUAGGAGCCUGAGCUGUUCCAAGGUAACUCUCCUUAGCCAGAAGCAGUGUGAGACCUUCUACCCAGGUGUGAUCACCAACAGCAUGAUUUGUGCUGAGGCAGACGGAAACCAAGAUUCUUGCCAGAGUGACUCCGGUGGCCCCCUGGUGUGUGAUGACACCCUGCAUGGCGUCCUCUCGUGGGGCAUUUACCCAUGUGGUGCUGCCCAGCACCCAUCUGUCUACUCAGAGAUCUGCAAAUACACCCCCUGGAUCCGAAGAGUCAUUCGUUUCAAAUGA
Molecule: messenger RNA, 837 nt
Organism: Mus caroli (Ryukyu mouse)
Lineage: Eukaryota; Metazoa; Chordata; Mammalia; Rodentia; Muridae
Gene: Klk10
Product: kallikrein related peptidase 10
Biological process (GO): proteolysis
Cellular component (GO): secretory granule
Molecular function (GO): serine-type endopeptidase activity
Source: RefSeq, a predicted model, not a curated record